Penicillium odoratum is the source of this 987-nucleotide messenger RNA. Its product is annotated as kinesin. NCBI's taxonomy places the organism in Eukaryota, Fungi, Ascomycota, Eurotiomycetes, Eurotiales, Aspergillaceae. Bases 1 to 987 code for a protein of 328 amino acids. The transcript is spliced from 3 exons. The record is from RefSeq and is a predicted model, not a curated record.
AUGCGCCUCGUUGCUCAGUCUCUCAAGUUUCAGAGAAGCGACAAGAGCAUCUUGGGGCUUCUGGAUUAUGAGGCUGACCAUCAUCGUCGUGACUGGGAAGCUAGCCAUUCCAUUUUGGUUGCUUGGCAGGUAUCGUUCAACGAUAUCCAGAGAACUCAUCCCAAAGCAGCUUCGCUCCUGUCUUUGAUGAGUUUCUUCGAUAGACAAGGGAUACCGGAAGAACUAUUGCGUCACACACCUAUGGGCAAAAGUCCUACUGGUCAUCUUUUUGCGGUCGGAAGAACCUUAUUUAGGAGAUGGAAGGAAAACCUAGAUACGCCUUAUCUCGAACACUUCGAAACAAACGUCAGGGUUCUGAGAGACUAUUCAUUGAUUUGUUUGGGCAUAGACCAGAAGUCCUUCGUACUUCACUGGCUGGUUCGACUUGCGACACGUAACUGGCUUGAGGUCAAUGGACAAAUUGAAAGGUGGAGUCAUCAGUCGCUGCAAAUCCUUUCUGAUAAGCUCUACGACCGCCAACCCAUCACACUGUCGUAUCUGAAAACGGAACCUUCACAUGCUAUUUACCGGCAUAUUCGAUCGGCUAUCUCAUAUCGGCCCUCUUCUAAAGGCCCGCUCCGGCAGUGGGCUAUUCUGUGCAGAGUGGCAUGUGAAAUUGCGUACCGAUAUGGUGAUUUCACGAAUAUGACGCACUGGGCUACACAGUCUAUGGAAAUUUUAGAGGCAAUCUCUAGCCCAGAUGACCUGGAGCUCCUCAAUAGCGUUUUAUUCGCGGCAAAUGUUUUGCGCAUCUUUGGGCGAUCUAAAGAUAGAGAAGCGCUAUUAAUCCGGGAUUUCAAAGCCUUUGAAUGGGCUCUCGGUCCUAAUCAUCCUCACUUCGUCACUAUCCAAUAUAAGCUAGCGAAAGCUAUGAGAUACUUCUUCUUGUAUAUGGUUACUCGAGUCAUUUUCUGGAUCCUACAUGCAGACAGAGAACUUCAAAGCUAG